AUGGAAUUAUAAAAUGACGAUUUCCUCAAUAAAAUUCUAGAACAAAGCUUGCAAGAAUUCAAUGAGUUGUAAAAGAAAUUGGAAAUCGUUUAAAAAAGAGAAUCAGAACUUAAAUCAUAACCCCAAUACAAGUAAUCCGAAAUCUUCAAGUCUAUCAAGAAUGUUAAAUAUCCAUCAUUUACAAGUUAUACUUAAAGACAAGAGGAGAAGUUCAAUUAGAAUCAGAAUCAUUUUAAUUAAGAGCCUUAAAGCAGUCAUAUAGUUCAUCAAUAGGACUUUCAAAAUGAUUUUCAUUAAAUCUAAUAAGCAAAGGAUUUUUCAUACAAUCCUCCAGUAAUCGAGAGGGUGAGUUCGGAACUAAUAGAGGAGAGUGCUAUAAUACCCAAUGAGGCUAUGCAUGAUCAAAAGCAAAAGAUGGAACACCAAAAAAAUAUCCUAAUUAGAAAAAAGAAUGAAAUCAUUAAAUCUGAGUUACUGAAGUUUGAAUAAGAUAAAAAACCUUAAACAAUAAAUUAGACGUAAUAUAUAAAGAAGUGA
Paramecium tetraurelia is the source of this 537-nucleotide messenger RNA. RefSeq lists its product as uncharacterized. The record is from RefSeq and is a predicted model, not a curated record. Lineage: Eukaryota; Ciliophora; Oligohymenophorea; Peniculida; Parameciidae. The transcript is spliced from 3 exons.